AUGAAAGAUAAUCCUCUCAAGCUAAAUGACCAAAGUCUCUUGAUUCCACAACUCAAUCCAUUUCCAACAGUUCCUCAACAUCCCACCCAAGCUGCAUCAUCACUAGAACACGGAAAAGGAAAUCAUCAAAGUUCCCAAAUUGAAUUACCAAAGGAUGAUGAGAUCAGCCCACAUUGUUUGAAUGAGACAUCAAAAAAUGAAUUUAUUUCACUUACUCAGUCAGAACUCACAGAUCUAUUCAACAACAACACUAAGCUAUCAAAUUUGACUGAGGCCGCAAACAAACUUAUUUCUCUUAAUCAGUCAGAACUCACGGAUCUAUUCAGCAACAACACCAAGCUAUCAGAUCUGACUCAGGUUGCGGAUCCAGAGAUUACUAAAGGCCAUGAUCAAAAAGAUCAAGUCAGCGGAGAGAUAAAACCACAGCGAUUGAUUUUGAAGGUAGGGAAGAGAAAACAAGUACCUGACCCAAUUCCAGUUUCAGGAAGCGCAAAGAAGAAGGCUCGUACUUCUACAUCUAAUGGAAGAGUUUCUCAGGACACUCAAAGUUCCAAAACUCAGUCCAACCUUUGCAACAAACAACGCAAACACAACCUAAACGCCCUUUCAAAUGCGGCCUCUGCAAGGAACCAGGACAUCGGGCCAACUAUUGUCCCACUUUAA
Melampsora larici-populina 98AG31 is the source of this 663-nucleotide messenger RNA. RefSeq lists its product as uncharacterized. The record is from RefSeq and is a predicted model, not a curated record. The transcript has 2 exons. Lineage: Eukaryota; Fungi; Basidiomycota; Pucciniomycetes; Pucciniales; Melampsoraceae. Bases 1 to 663 code for a protein of 220 amino acids.